Molecule: messenger RNA, 396 nt
Organism: Grammomys surdaster
Lineage: Eukaryota; Metazoa; Chordata; Mammalia; Rodentia; Muridae
Gene: Cimip2c
Product: chromosome unknown C2orf70 homolog
Exons: 4
Coding region: 1-396 (131 amino acids)
Source: RefSeq, a predicted model, not a curated record
AUGGCCUUCCGUAGCGCGGGCACACUAAUGACCGAAUUCAAUGCCGCCUUCGUGCCCCCAGCCCUCAUGCCCGGGGCAAGCCCUGGUGUGCCAGCGGCCCUAUCCCACAAUUCCUUCACGCUAGAAGCUUCGGAGGCUACAGUCCAACAGCAGCGGAAGUAUUACCAAGACAAGACUGGAACGGUGUCCCGUGUUCCUUACUUUGUACUGCCUGUGAAGGAGCCGGACCGGUACCCUCUACCCACAGACCUGCCUCCUCUGAGCGAGAAGAGUAAGUGGAACCUAUUAAGAGUAUCCCCCGACUAUGUGAGGACCUGCCAGACCUUCCCAUCAGGGAAGAGAGUUUCCUCUCAAGAGCGGCAAAGGCGGGACUUUUACUUCGAGUUCAGAGCCUGA